Molecule: messenger RNA, 2029 nt
Organism: Dufourea novaeangliae
Lineage: Eukaryota; Metazoa; Arthropoda; Insecta; Hymenoptera; Halictidae
Gene: Neos
Product: polyadenylate-binding protein 1-B-like
Exons: 7
Coding region: 161-1963 (600 amino acids)
Molecular function (GO): RNA binding
Source: RefSeq, a predicted model, not a curated record
UCUUUCCUGCUCAUUGAAAUAAGUUUCAGUGAAAUAGAUUGGAAAAAUAGAACGUCAGCAUUGUAAUAUAACCUCCGUUUUUAUUAUUCGAAUGAGAAUUAGCGUAUCGUAAAUAUUUACUUCGAAAAAGAAUCGAUUCUUAAACGCAACUCACGUCAAAAUGAGCGUAAGAUUGUUGAAAGACCCAGCUACGGUAAGUAGCCGUAUAUUCGUGGGUCAUUUGCAAACAGACGAUAUGACCAAACAUGAACUGGAAGAACAUUUCUCAAAAUAUGGAACUGUCGUCGGUUCAGCGAUAAAUCGAGGUUUCGGUUUUGUUCAAUUCGAGGAAGAACAGUCUGCUCAGAAAGCUAUUCAAAAUGAGGAUGGUGCUAUGUUCAAAGGCAGAAGAAUAGAUGUUAGACCAGCAAAGAAAGAUAAUCAGUCUGCAGGUGGAGGACCUAAGCCACCAGGAGGUCCAAAUAAUCAGUUUAAUCCUGGCACUAAUCACUUUAAUGCUGGAAAUGAUUCCUUCAGUAGCGGAGCUCAAAAUUAUGGAGCAAAUUCUAGUUUUAAUUCGAAUCAAAGUUUUGGUUCUGAUUCACAGAUGAGUGAUAGUCAGAAAGGAAAUAAUAUGCAAAAUCGAAAUGAAUUCGGUGAUGGAAAACAGAGUAGUGAUCAAUUUGGAAAUCAAAAUAGAAAUAAUGGAAGUGAUCAGUUUAAUAAUAUGAUUCAGAAUAAAGGGAAUGAUCAGUUUAAUCCGGGUAAUCAAAACAGAGGUGUUAAUCAAUUUGGACCAGGUGGAAAUCAGAGCAGACCUGGAGGGAAUCAAAAUCGUAAUUUAAAUAAUCAGAAUAAUCACAAUCAAAGUGGCGGAGCAGGCGGGGGAGUAAACACUGGUGGGGGUGGUAGACCAAGAGGUAGUAGGGGUGGAAAGAAUCGAAAUAAAAAUAGAGAUAAUGGUGAUAGACCAAGGAACAAUAAUUUUGGCAGGGAUUCUUUUAAUGAAAGCAACAAUCGCUAUGAAGAUUUCAAGAAUAGUGGUCCCAGAGAUAUGAACAUAAGUUUUAACAACACAAAUACGUCGAGUGAAUAUACAAAUACAUCAACUGAAAAGAACGACUGUGAGAUCAUUGUUGUCAACAAGGCAUUGACGGAGUAUGCAGAAAGUAUUGAGGCAAGGCUGAAGAAAAUUGGAUUGACAGUGGAUUUACUAUUUCCAAACGAAGAUGUACUCCUCAGUAGGGUUUUAGGCAAUAUAGCGAGUCGUGGAUGUUUAUAUGCUGUUGUAGUGACACCUAUCAAUCAAGAACAUCAUUCCUUAACACUAAAUAUUCUUCAUGGUUUGCCACAAGAACACAGAAACAUGCUCGUCGAUGAUGCCAUUAAUUUAAUGUCUCGCGACUUCGCCAAUUAUAAAGCUGGCGGACGGUCAGUACCGUUGAACACACCAUUUGCGAACGAACGACAUCCCGAUGCUAUUCAAGUUCUUUUAAAUAUGUUGGCUGAUAACCAUCAAUUAACAGUACUACAGUACGAUCGCGUGAUAAAAUAUCUCGAAAUUAAGCGUGAGGAACAGGUGCAAGUUGAAUUGGGAGACGUGAAAGAUUUACCCACGACAACAACGACGAUAGCAGUCAGCGACCCAAAACAGGCUGAAUUACAGUCGAGGAUACUUAAUAUAUUGAAUAGUAAUAAAACAAACUCGGCCGUGCCUGUUCCUAGUCCAGUACCGGCUCCAACAGCUGCACCUACACCCGUUCCACCGACUACUUGGGGAUCAGCAUCAACUGCCACAACAGCACCCACAACAACAACACCUACCACAGGAGUUUCACCGUCACCUCUGCUAAAUGAUCCGACAGUUCAAAAGGCACUUGACAGUCUGUUGCAAGGCAAUUUGCUCAAAAGCAUCGGUGAUCAGCAACCGGCUACAACCACGACGCCUCUGUUUGCCGCUUUUUCGAAUAUCGGCCGAUUUUAAUUGGACUUCCAAUUACGUGUUUUUUUUAUCACGUUUUAUUUUAUCUGGCAGGAAAUUUCAUUUGAU